AUGACAAAGGUUGCCGUCUGUCAAAUCCGCUCGACUGCCGACCCGGAGCACAACCUCCGGGUCUCGUCCUCUGUCAUUCGGGAAGCAGCUAAGGCCGGUGCCGUCGCAUGUUUCCUUCCCGAAGCAGCAGACUUUAUCGUCAAAGCGACAGAGGAGUGCCGCCGCCUUUCGCUCCCGCUGUCGCGACACGGGUAUACCCUCGGCCUGCAGGAGCUGGCGAAGGAGCUGGGCGUGUCCAUCAGCGUGGGGGUACACGACGUGCCAGAGGAUGGCCAGGACGACGAGCCGGACAGUCUGCGGGUUUUCAACACACACGUACUAAUUGACAAGGACGGGUCGAUCAAGGCAAAGUACAGCAAGCUUCAUCUGUACGACGUCGAGCUCAUCCAGGACGGGCGGGUGAAGCGGAUCGGCGAGUCCGAUCGGGUGCGACCAGGCCAAAGCAUUGUGGCCCCCGCCGACGUGGAGGGGUUCAAGGUCGGUUUGGAGAUCUGCUACGACCUCCGGUUCCCCGAGCUGUCUAUCAUCCUGGCGCGCAUGGGCGCCGACGUCCUGACCUUUCCGAGCGCGUUCAUGCUCCCCACGGGCAAAGCGCAUUGGGCAACGCUACUGCGCGCGGCCGCGAUCCAAUACCAGGUCUAUGUGCUCGCGGCUGCGCAGUACGGCGCCCACCAUGCGUCGCGGUCGAGCUGGGGCGAGUCGCUGGCGUUCGACCCCUGGGGACGGGAACUCGGGCGGCUGCGCAGCGUUGAAGAGCCAGGAGGGGACUACGAUGGCAGCGGCGAGUUCUUUCUCUGCGAUAUCGACCACGACGUCAUUAACGAGACGCGCAAGCAGAUUCCGCUCGCGAUCCAGAAGCGCGCGGACAUGUAUGGGGUGGUGGGCGAGCGAGGUCCGGAGUGA
This is a messenger RNA of Cutaneotrichosporon oleaginosum, 903 nucleotides long. NCBI's taxonomy places the organism in Eukaryota, Fungi, Basidiomycota, Tremellomycetes, Trichosporonales, Trichosporonaceae. The record is from RefSeq and is a predicted model, not a curated record.